Molecule: messenger RNA, 1294 nt
Organism: Brachypodium distachyon (stiff brome)
Lineage: Eukaryota; Viridiplantae; Streptophyta; Magnoliopsida; Poales; Poaceae
Product: DTW domain-containing protein 2
Exons: 2
Coding region: 37-831 (264 amino acids)
Source: RefSeq, a predicted model, not a curated record
CCCCAUGACCAGCACUCAUCGAGUAAAUCAGAGAAGAUGGAUUUGGACUUCCCAGUCUCCUUCUCCGUCUCCGACGACGAGGACGCCGGCGCCGCGGCGACUCCUCCCGGCCGCGCAAUCUGCCACACCGGCUGCGGCCGCCCGUCCCGCGUGUGCCUCUGCCCGCACCUCCCCCCCUCCCCGCUCCACACCUCCACCACCGUCGUCGUCCUCCACCACCCGCACGCCCUCCGCCGCAACCCGCUCUCCACCCUGCCCCUCCUCGCCCGCUGCCUCGCCAACCUCCACCUCCUCCCUGGCCGCCGCCUCCGCCUCUCCUCCACCCCGCUCCUCCCGCCGCCCUCCCCAAACCCCGUCCUCCUCCUCUUCCCCUCCCCCGCCGCCACCGACCUCGCCUCCUGGUGCCGCUCCACGCCCCCCUCCGCACGCGCCAACACCACCCUCCUCCUCAUCGACGGCACCUGGAACCAGGCCAGGGAGAUGCACGCCGCCAGCCUCCCGUUCCUCUCCUCCUUCGCUGUCCCUGUCUCCCUCCCCGUCGACAGCGGCGUCGAUGGGGACAGCAUGUUCGAGUCGGAGCUCGUGGUGAGGAAAGAGCCGCAUAAGGGGUGCAUGAGCACGAUGGAGGCUGUCGCGAGGGCGCUGCGGCUGCUCGAGCCGGAGGGAAACGGCGCGGGUGUUGAGGAGACGAUGGUGAGCGUGCUCAGGGCGAUGGUCGCCUUCCAGGCCGAGCAUUUGCAGAACCGUACGGUGAAGCCGAGAGUGAAGAUGAGGAAGAAGAAGGAUAUCAAGUGGGAGGAAGAGAUGAAGAGAAAUGCAGGAUUGGUGUGACUGAACUUCUGUCGAUUUGCGUUGCUCAUUGACUAACCUGUUGCUGUGUGAAAUUUCUCACCUGGGAGGGUAUCACCAGUUACCACUUACCAAGAUCUGCAGCGAGAUGAUUGCAGAGAAACCGGCAGCUUGUGCAACGAAGCUAGGAAGCACUCUUGAAGUCUGCAAAGGUGAAAGAUGGAGGCAUUUUUGCUAGGAGUCAAAUAUUUGAUUUGUGUUGUGCAAAUGAGCGGCUGAAAGCUGGCAGAAGUAGCGUUAUUAGAGCGUGGCUUCCAGCCUUAAUCUGCUGUUCGCUUGAGAGUCUCUGGAUCUGUAAGCAGUACCCUUCCUUCUGUUGUUAGCCUGUUAGAUUGUGCUUGCGCCUGCUCACUGAAACCUGUUAUUUUGUCCAUUGUUUGACUUGGAAUCAGCCAUGAUGGCUCAUCAAGAUUCACACAUGGAGGGGUCUGAUUUUGUAGACGAA